This is a messenger RNA of Ilyonectria robusta, 1531 nucleotides long. RefSeq lists its product as uncharacterized. The coding region runs from base 919 to 1272 and encodes 117 amino acids. Lineage: Eukaryota; Fungi; Ascomycota; Sordariomycetes; Hypocreales; Nectriaceae. The transcript has a single exon. The record is from RefSeq and is a predicted model, not a curated record.
GGCGAGUCCGCGCAACGGUGUCCGGCGCUCUCCCGCUGUGCAGUCCACCCAAGUUAAAGCUUAUUUUUUUUUUGCUUGCGUGGCCUGCCAAACUGCUUCCUGUCCGCUUCUGCUCCUACAACGCCCCAUCGACCAUGCUUGGCGUUUCCCCAGUCAAUGCUGUCAUCCAUGAUGCCUUCCCUUCCAAAGCCGUUCUCAGGUAGCCCCGUUUGGCUGAGGAUGAGGUCAGAGUAUACCCACUUCUGCCUUAUAAUCCCAAUGAAAUAGGCCAAGCAUCUGAUCUCCCGGCCAAACCCUCCGUCACGCCACGGCAAUUGAAACCUCACAUGAAUCUCACCCACCACCCGAGUAGGCUGUGCCCACCUUUACGUUCGCUCUCGCAAUACCCACAAGCCCGAGGAGGCCGAUUUCUUCAUCCUCACGAUGACUAUUUUAGAGCAUUCCUAUUCGCACUCGCAUCUCGCAUUCUCACACAGGUAGGUAUAUGCCCCUUCAGCUAAACCUCGGGCAAACCAAUGGACCUAGCAUGUGCAGUGAAUGGGUGUAUUCUUAGGCCUCGGACCGACCUUUAUUAAUAAACCUGAAGAAAAAAAACCUCGAGGGAUAAUUACUAAAAUUAUUUUAAGGGUUAUAUCUUAUUUCCUAAACUGCCGUGUUAGGUGCCUUAUCGAUAAUUCUAUUUAGGAUGCAGGGGAUCACGUUCCAUUCUUCUGUCAGCCCAGACUACUUCUCACCCGUCAAACCCGGUUCCGUCAAGCCGAACCUGGGCAGGCCACCCCAUCUCUCCCUCAAUCUCUACUCCCCGAUUUUGGACAAUCGACCACCCAUCGUCAAUGAGGGGGUCAAAUUAAUUGGCGUAAACGAGGAAAUCAUCGACUUUACUGGUGUGCAUAGGCUGGAGACUCGUAUAGUGCGUUUAUGCCUCCUGAGUGUCCUCGACACAAGUUAGCAAUUCGGCUUCACUCCAUUCAGGCGCUAGCUGCGUGUCCCAUAUCAGAGUAUAUCGAAACAUCCGGUUCCCUGCUCGAUGCCGCGUGGCAUUCCAUCCGGCUAUUCCAGCGUGUUUGGAGGGCCACCUCGGAGAGAUGCCACUACCUAAAUCUAGCCAUGUACGUGUAUCCCAUUUCCACUCUAGUUGACUUCUUUGAGCUCUCGAGGUAUGUCUUGCACAACGAACUAGUGGUCGACGAAGACCUGGGGCUACUGCAGUCCUUCGCUAGCAAGGUCCAUACAUUUGGGGAGUGGGCCGAGGGGGACUCAAACGCAUCAUGAUGUGAUUGAUCAACGCCCGUCGGGAAAGGGAUUUUUCGAGACAACUCGAACCAUUUCUUCGUCCAGAAGUAGCUGGACGGAACUAUGUACACGUAUUGGAGCGAUAAUCUGGCAUUUUAGUUCCUGCAGCCCAAACAUAUUGGGGGGAUUCCGUAGCCUCUUCUUUAGCGCGCAGCAAUUCGAUACCUAUAUCUAAGACUGUCCAGCCGAGACCUUCAAUCACGAACGUGGAGUCUGUCCUAAUCCUAGCCGCCUACGU